Messenger RNA from Alternaria incomplexa, 1242 nucleotides. RefSeq lists its product as uncharacterized. Gene Ontology annotation, molecular function: acetyl-CoA C-acyltransferase activity. Gene Ontology annotation, cellular component: peroxisome. Gene Ontology annotation, biological process: phenylacetate catabolic process; fatty acid beta-oxidation. The coding region runs from base 1 to 1242 and encodes 413 amino acids. NCBI's taxonomy places the organism in Eukaryota, Fungi, Ascomycota, Dothideomycetes, Pleosporales, Pleosporaceae. The transcript has 2 exons. The record is from RefSeq and is a predicted model, not a curated record.
AUGGCUUUCAUCCAGAAGGGUCUCAAGAACAUUCUCCAAAAGAACCCCCACGAUGUUGUCUUCCUAUCAGCACUUCGGACGCCAGUCACAAGGGCGAAGAAGGGUGGACUGCGCGAUGCGUACGAGCAUGAACUUCUAGGAGCGGUUCUCAAAGCCACGAUGGCCAAGUUCCCCAACCUCGACCCCGCGAAGAUAGACGAUAUAUGUGUCGGCACAGUUCUCGCAGAGCUCGGUGGCUCGAAAGCAGGUCGAAUGGCAGCGAACCACGUCGGCAUCCCCACAACAACCUCCUUCAGCACCGUAAACCGCGCCUGCGCAUCCGGCCUCUCCGCCAUAACCUCAAUCGCGAACUCGAUUGCCGUAGGACAAAUAGAUGUCGGCAUUGCAGGCGGCAUGGAGAGCAUGACACGGAACUAUGGCAGCAGGGCCGUACCCACAGAACUCUGGCCGGAGAUGAAAGAAAGUCCCGUGAAGGAAGCCAGAGACUGCAUAAUGGCCAUGGGCAUAACCUCCGAAAACGUCGCAUCACGCUACGGCGUCAGCCGCGCCGACCAAGACGCCUUCGCCGCCGAAUCGCAACAGCGCGCCGCCAAAGCACGGAGAAGCGGCCUCUUCGACGAUGAGAUCGUACCCGUAACCACCCGAUGGAUCGAGCCCGAAGUCCCCGAGAACACAAAGAGCAUCACAGUGACGAAAGACGAUGGAAUCAGGCCUGGGACAACGGUCGAGAAACUCGCGGAGAUGAAACCUGCGUUUAUCAAAGACGGCACAAGUACAGCGGGAAACAGCAGUCAAGUCUCCGAUGGCGCGUCUGCAGCGCUGAUGAUGCGUCGGUCCACGGCCACAACGCUCGGUCUGGAAUCCCAGAUCAUCGGCAAAUGGGCGGGCACACAAGUCGUUGGUUGUUCGCCUGACGAGAUGGGCGUCGGACCCGCGUUAGCUAUUCCCAAACUGCUCGACUACACUGGCCUACAAACAUCCGAUGUGAAUGUCUGGGAGAUCAACGAGGCGUUUGCUAGUCAGGCGUUGCAUUGUAUCAGGACACUGGGAUUGGAAAAUAAGAUGGACAAGGUGAAUCCGAAUGGAGGGGCUAUUGCGUUGGGUCAUCCGUUGGGAGCGACGAGUGGUAGGAUGUUGGCUACGUUGCUGAAUGAGAUGGGGAGGAGUGGGGAGCAGGUUGGUGUGCUGAGUAAGUGUAUUGGAACGGGUAUGGGGAUGGCUAGUUUGAUUGUUAGGGAGUAA